Molecule: messenger RNA, 888 nt
Organism: Sorex fumeus (smoky shrew)
Lineage: Eukaryota; Metazoa; Chordata; Mammalia; Eulipotyphla; Soricidae
Gene: AP4S1
Product: adaptor related protein complex 4 subunit sigma 1
Exons: 6
Coding region: 276-710 (144 amino acids)
Biological process (GO): vesicle-mediated transport; protein transport
Cellular component (GO): intracellular membrane-bounded organelle
Source: RefSeq, a predicted model, not a curated record
AAGCGAGCCGAGGCUUGACAGCCCCGCGCCGGGCCCCCGCCGCCCCGCCAGGCCGCCUCCCGAGGCGCCCCCGCAGACGCCAUACUAAAAGCCAAAAUGGCUGCCCCGAGGAAGCCCGCACCGCGCCGCGACUGAGGACCGGGGGCCGAGCUUCUGCGGGAAAGGGGGAGGGGGACGCCCGCCGAGCCGUCGCCGGGACCGCCGCCCCCCCCACCGAGCCGCGCAGGUUCAAGUUACAGCCACAAGUUGCCUUUAACACUGGGCAGAAGGGAAAAAUGAUCAAAUUUUUUCUCAUGGUGAAUAAGCAAGGGCAGACCCGGCUCUCUAAGUACUAUGAACAUGUGGAGAUCCGCAAGCGGACACUGCUGGAAACAGAAGUUAUAAAGAGCUGCCUCUCUCGGUCCAGCGAGCAGUGCUCUUUCAUCGAAUAUAAGGACUUUAAGCUGAUUUAUCGACAGUAUGCAGCUCUCUUCAUUGUGGUUGGAGUUAAUGACACUGAGAAUGAGAUGGCAAUUUAUGAAUUCAUCCAUAAUUUUGUGGAAGUUUUAGAUGAGUAUUUCAGCCGAGUGAGUGAAUUAGAUAUAAUGUUUAAUUUAGACAAAGUACAUAUCAUUUUGGAUGAGAUGGUGUUAAAUGGCUGCAUUGUGGAAACUAAUCGGGCAAGAAUUCUUGCUCCUCUACUGAUUCUUGAUAAGAUGUCAGAAAGUUGAAAAUAAAAGGCUCUACCAAACAAUGACCUACAGGAGAAGUGGAAACACCAUGGAAUACCUCUCAUGUCUUACUUAACCCAGAAGAAUCUGGAGGAUCACAUACUGCAAAAUAAAGAGUAUCUGUCUGAAGUCAAGUUACAUAGGUGUUCUUCCCAAUUCCUAAAUGAAAAAUAAAACA